AUGGUCAUGUUUAUGAAAAAUUCUACAAAUCGAAAUAUUAUUAAUAGAAAAGCGGCAACUGGAAUAUCCAUAAGUGGUAAAUCUACAACUUACAAAAAAUUAUAUAUGGAUACUCAUAGACUAACUGAAAAAUCUGGUUGGGGCCUAACUAAACAAGAUCAUGCAAAUGGAAUCAAUAUUAUUAAAGCUAAAUUAGAAGAGUUGUGUCCAUAUUAUGGAAGAAUUAAUAUUCUAUAUGGUGAUAAACAAAAUGUGCAACCUACUUUUCUUGAAAAUUUCAGCUUAGAUAAUGAAGAUCGUAAUGAAAUAUUUGAUAAACAUUGUCAAGAUCAAAAUCAAAAUGAAAAUGAAACAGAAAAUGAUUUAGAUGGUAUAGGAAAUAGUAUAAAGAAUAAUAUAGAUGAUGUAGAAAAUAGUACUGAUAAUGCUGAAAAAGAAAUUGCAGAACAAAAAUUAAGUAUUGAAAAAGAAAAGCUUGAAUGGAAAAAAGAAAAAGUUGAAAAGGAAAAUAUAAAAGAUAAUAAACAACAACAGAAUAAUAUUAUUAUAGAACUUAUACACCAAAAUAAAUCUUUAUUAGAAAUUAAAAAAAUGUUAAAUUUUUUUAACAAUUUGUAA
Messenger RNA from Dentiscutata erythropus, 618 nucleotides. NCBI's taxonomy places the organism in Eukaryota, Fungi, Glomeromycota, Glomeromycetes, Diversisporales, Gigasporaceae. The record is from the annotation of a GenBank genome assembly.